AUGGACAGUAUGAAAUCUUUGUGAUGGUCUGAAGAAGUUGAAGCAAUUUAUAAAAGCUCCCAGAAAAUUAGCAAGGCAGUAGUGCUAAUCAUAAUAAUAGCAAGAACAUUCAGUUUAGCAAUUUGGCCUUCUUAUCAUACACUAGUUUUAUGGAUCCCUACUUUUUGUACACACAUUUUAAUUUAUUUAUUCCUGAAAUCAGCCGAAUACAAGUCAGCAGUUUAUAAGGCUAUUUCAAUUUUAAUAUUUGCAGAAUAUUGAAAUAAUAUUUCUAUAUUUAUUUGGUCACCUUAUUUACAAGUGCAUUCUGGUCUGGCAGAGAUGUUUUCAUACAUUUCUAUAUAUCAUUUCAUGAUUCCAGUAGUCAAAAACCAAUGACUCUGAAAUUUAUUUCUGAUUAAGCACUUAUACAUAUGACAUAUUCAUAAGAUAAUUAUUGAAGGAGAGGUCAGACUUGAUCAUGUCUCCCCAUUUCUGAUCUUAGUUAUAAUUAUCGUAGUAUGCAACGAUAGAGCUCAAUUUAGGCAGAGUAUAUCAUUUGAAAGGUUUUUAUAUAGAAAAGAGUUAGAGCUGUCUAGGAGUAAAUUAGCCACUAUUACUCAAGCUGUUGAAAACGGAAUAUUAAUAAUAUCAAAUGAAAAAAUAGAAUUUUAUAACUCUAGCAUUUUACAGCUCUUGGGCUGUGAAGGCAAUAAUUUGUACUCAGUUUUACAGAGGAUUGAGUAUUGUCUUGAUAAAAAAGUUACAAAAAUGACUAAUUCAAUACUGCUUUUUGAUGAUAUUAAUUUUGCAUUAGAAAAUAUAAUUAACAAUGAAAUUUGCUUAGGGAUAACCAAGCAAGGGACUAUUAAUUUAGAAUGAAGAGUCAAAAAAAUUAUCUGGGAAUCAAGACCUUGCAUAUUUCUAUCAAUCAGAAAUGCUAACCAAAUAAUCGAAAUGGAGUCGAACAUCGCUAAUGAUAAGAUGAAAACAAUUUUACUUAGAUCAGUUUCGCACGAGUUGAGAACUCCUCUAACUGCAAUUACACACUUUAUUAGUGAGUUUUCUGAGCAAAAAAAGCAUAAAUUAAAUUCAGAAGAUAUUGAGCAAUUAGCCAUUAUAUCAACUUCUUCAAAACUAAUGCUCUCCCUUAUAAAUGACUUAUUAGACUAUUCAAAAAUUUUAGCUGGUGUUUUCUCAAUCAGAAAAACCUAUUGCAAGUUUCGAGAAAUUUUAAAAAACACUUGUGAACUUAUAACAAUUCAAGCAAAAAAGAAAAAAAUAGUAUUCAUUUGCAGAGUAGACCCAACAAUCCCUGAAGAGAUAUAUACAGAUUCUUUAAGGCUAAGCCAAGUUUUAUUGAAUUUAUUAAGUAAUGCAUUGAAAUUUACUAUGAAGGGUAGGAUUGAAAUUUCUUGCCUGAUUGAUGCAAAUGGUAAACUAAAAUGCUAUGUAGAAGAUACUGGUAUUGGAAUAUCUGAGUCUAUGAUGAAAAAGCUCUUUAUUGCAUUUAGUUCGCAAAAUAGCUCAAGUAUAAACCCAAAUGGCUCUGGGCUGGGUCUUUCCAUAUCAAACUUUUUAGUAAAAUCGCUAGGGGAGCAUCCUAUUAAGGUAAAAUCUCAGGUGGGAAAAGGCUCUAUGUUUUGAUUUUCAAUUGAUAUAUUUCAAGGAAAGUAUGAUCAGGGUAGCUAUGAAAAAAUAAAUACUCUGGAACCAGAAGAGCUCCAUUAUUUUUCACUAUCUAAAUAUGAAAGAUAUAGAUCUAAUAGCUGAACCGAUGUAUUAGUUGUGGAUGACGAUGAGUUUAAUUUAGAAGUCAUAGAAUCAAUCCUUAAUAAGUACCAUAUAAAACACUCGAAAGCACAUAGCGGACGAGAAGCUAUAAAAUCUAUUGAGUGUAGAGAUACAAAGCAUCAGUUUAAAGUGAUUUUAAUGGAUUGCAACAUGCCUGAAAUGGAUGGAUUGGAAACUACCAGAGAAAUUGACUUGCUUUAUAAAGAAGGGAAAAUUAAGAAUAUGCCUUAUAUUAUUGCUCACUCAGCUUAUUCAUCAGAUGAAGACAGGCAGCUAUGCUUUCGCUCCGGAAUGAGUGAUUAUUUGUUAAAGCCCUCGCCUCCAGAAGAAAUUAUAUCUACCAUAAAUAAAUAUCUAUAA
This is a messenger RNA of Blepharisma stoltei, 2133 nucleotides long. Lineage: Eukaryota; Ciliophora; Heterotrichea; Heterotrichida; Blepharismidae. The record is from the annotation of a GenBank genome assembly.